Messenger RNA from Penaeus monodon (black tiger shrimp), 513 nucleotides. Its product is annotated as pro-resilin-like. Lineage: Eukaryota; Metazoa; Arthropoda; Malacostraca; Decapoda; Penaeidae. The coding region runs from base 26 to 415 and encodes 129 amino acids. The record is from RefSeq and is a predicted model, not a curated record. Gene Ontology annotation, cellular component: extracellular matrix. The transcript is spliced from 4 exons.
UCCAACUGAAAGCACCGCACUCACCAUGAACACCAAGGUUUUCAUCCUUCUGGGUCUCGCAGCCAUUGCUGCUGCUGGCAGCUUCGAAUCCUUCGAAUACAGGCCACCAAGUAGGUCCUCUCAUUCCUUCGAGUCGUACGAGUCAGGUGAGGCCAAGUACGACUUCAACUGGGCCGUCAGCCAUGAUCCCUCAAGCAACGAGUUCGGACACCAAGAGGCCCGUGACGGCGACCACACACAGGGAUCCUACUACGUGCAGCUCCCCGACGGCCGCCUUCAGACUGUUAAGUACUUCGUGGACGGCGACUCCGGCUACGUGGCUGAGGUCAACUACGAGGGCGAGGCUUCCUUCGAAUCUGGUUCAUCCGAAUCUCGUGAAUACAGAUACGUGUACGACUCCAACGAGUCCAAGUAAACCAAUUGAACGAAGCUGACUUGUGAUAUUCGUUGAGGACAACUGCAAAGCUUAUUAUUUAUGAUAUGCAAAUAUUUAUUAAAGUUUAAAUGAAAUAU